Oryza sativa Japonica Group (Japanese rice) is the source of this 1060-nucleotide messenger RNA. Its product is annotated as universal stress protein A-like protein. NCBI's taxonomy places the organism in Eukaryota, Viridiplantae, Streptophyta, Magnoliopsida, Poales, Poaceae. The record is from RefSeq and is a predicted model, not a curated record.
CAAAGCCAAAUUUUGAUACUUCCAAGUCGCGCGUGAUUUGUCAGCUGUUAGUUGUCACACCUACUCAUCAGCCAACCAAUUCGCCAUCAAUAGCAAACCAAGCGGAUUGAUCAUCUCAUCUCAUCUCAUCGACCGAGCAUUCUAGCGAGCGAGCGGCCAAGCCAGCAAGAUCGACUCCUCACUCUCUCACCGAUCUAGCAGCAGCAGUGGUAGUAGCUAGCAGCGUCAGCGUAGCAAGGGGUUGCGAGAAUGGCCUCGCCGUCAGCGCCGGGGCCGAAGCUGCAGAAGGCGAUGGUGGCGGUGGACGAGAGCGAGUUCAGCCACCACGCGCUGGAGUGGGCGCUGCGCAACCUCGCGCCGACCAUCGCGCCGCCGCUGCUCGUGCUCACCGUGCAGCCGCUCCUCCCCCUCGGCUACGUCUCCGCCGCCUCCUUCGGCUCCCCUCUGGGCACCCCCGUUGUAGCCCCGGAGCUGAUCAAGGCGAUGCAGGAGCAGCAGCAGCAGCUCUCGCAGGCGCUCCUCGACAAGGCCAAGCAGAUCUGCGCGCAGCAUGGGGUGGCUGUAGAGACAAUGAUCAAAGUAGGAGAUCCUAAGGAGAUGAUAUGUCAAGCAGCUGAGGAAUCAAAGGUUGAUUUACUGAUCGUUGGGAGUCACAGCCGUGGACCUGUACAAAGGUUGUUUCUUGGAAGUGUCAGCAAUUACUGUAUGCAUCAUUCGAAGUGCCCAGUUCUUGUUGUGAAGAAGCAGGAGUAAAUAAGCUUUCCGAAUCUCAAUAAAAAUCUUUGUGUAUUGUCGAUGUGUUAUCCUCAACAAUGCAAUAAACAAAGCCGUAUUAGAUGAUAUUCAGAUAACUGAAUAAUGUAUUGUGUAAAUAGUCAAGAUUAUCUUGCAAAUAAAUAUCCGCUUCUUGUUGCUGUAAAGUAAGGGCGUUUCCUUUAGGAGUAUCAUCCAUGUAGCUGGCAUCUGUUGCAGAACCGAAGACGAUGAACACCCAACUUGUGUAUAUAUGUGAUAUGUGUGUAUGUUUUGUUACUUAUUCACAAUGUGUCUCGUUCAUCUU